Molecule: messenger RNA, 5661 nt
Organism: Eruca vesicaria subsp. sativa (arugula)
Lineage: Eukaryota; Viridiplantae; Streptophyta; Magnoliopsida; Brassicales; Brassicaceae
Source: the annotation of a GenBank genome assembly
AUGGAGGCAUUGACGGAGAUUUGCGAAAUCAUAGAGGAGAAUCCCAUCAAAUUCUCUGAGAAUCUCUUUUGGAUUUGCCGACAGUGUCCGCACGAAUCAUCAUCCAGCGUCUCUCGGAGUCAUCUCAACGCCGUCUUGGCCGUUGCUCGGAUCAUCUCCAGGAACGUCGACACAUCCGAGAAUCACGGCCAACUCGCCGUCCUCGAUUUCCUCCAGGCCGUUCCGAAGUCUUUCCGCCGCUCUUUCUGGCCGUGUUCGUUCACGUUGGACUCUAUUUCCGACUUCUAUUGCAGCUUCCUAGGUUACGUCUCGUGCACGUCACUGGAAAUUGGGACUAUGGUUGUUGAGAUUGCAGGGGAGGUUAUGGUUCCAGGUGAUGACGUGGACAUGGAUCCAGCAAUCUCUAGGGCUUUCUUGGUUGCUCUUUCUCGGGUUGGUUUCCCUUCGGUUAAAAAGUCUGAUGGGGAUAAGUUGAUUACUGUGCUGCUUCAUCAGUUUAGGUCGAACUGUUACUCAUCAUCAGUAUAUAAUGAGGAGUUUAGCUCUCUUUCUGUGUUUAGGCAGCAAGUUUCUUCCAUUGAGGAUGAAUCCAUUGAGAGUUUAGAGAUGCAAGAGAUUACUUUCAAUUUGAUCAGCCAUGUUUUGGAUAAAGUAAAGGUUGAUUCUAAGCUCCAUGAUCAGGUGAGUUCUAUAGCUAGAAGGAAGCUUCAGUCCAUGUCUGCAUUUCUCAAGUCAAGAAGGCGGGAUUGGAAUGAGCAAGACCAACUUUUGAAAACUAGAGUGGAUGCCAAACUGUUUGUUUAUCAAGCUGCAGCCAGAAUGAAAAUCAAGAGUCUUGUGUCCCUUGAAACAGACGGAAAGACAUAUAAAAAGCUGACUAUGGAGACUCUUACAUUGCUGUUUGAUGCUGCAGAAGCUUGCUUAACAUCCCUGUGGCGGGAAAUGAAGGCUUGCAAAGAACUGUUCAUAUCUCUGCUUUCUGGGAUUGCGGCAGUCGCAAAGGGAAGAUGUUCACCACAUGGGAUGUUUUUCAGACUUAAACCACUGGUACUAGCUGUCUGCGCACAGCCUGAUACUUGGUUGGGAAAUCAGAUGAAUAUUUUUGAGAGCUUAUCUAAAAUUUGUUGUGAGAUUAUUGAAUCUAUUUGGGCCAAGGAUCGAGCUUUAGUGAACACCUUCAUCGGGGGGUUAGCUUCAAGGAUUCAUAAAAAGAAUGAUUACGAAGAGCAGGUUGGUAGGGACAAGGAAGAUCCUACUGUACCGCUCAAUGUUAUUCAGCUGCUUGCUGAUAUCAGCGUUGCUGUUAAGAAGCCUGAAGUAGUGGACAUGGUUUUCCCAUUUUUUAUUGAAAGCCUGGAAGAGGGUGAUACUUCAACUCCUGGCUCUUUGCGACUCCAACUUCUUGAUGCUGUAUCUCGGAUGGCAACACUAGGAUUUGAGAAGUCCUACCGCGAGACAGUUGUUUUGAUGACUAGAAGUUACUUGAGAAAUAUAUCGACGGUGGGAUCUGAGGAAGGAAAUAUAUCAGAACCAAAAUCUAGAACUAAGCAUCUAGAGACUCUUGCUGCAGGCUUUCUUACAAUUGCUAAUGGUCUUAUUAAUACAAAACUUCGUGCUGACUAUCGCCAUCGCCUGCUUUCCUUAUGUUCGGAUGUAAGCCUGGCUACUGAGUCUAAAAAUGGAAGGAGCGGUGCAGACAUGCUAGGUCCUCUUCUUCCUGCCGUUGCGGAAAUAUGUUCAGAUUUCGACCCUACUUCAAAUGUGGAACCAUCACUUUUGAAACUGUUUCGAAAUCUGUGGUUCUAUAUAGCCCUUUUUGGCUUAGCGCCUCCUAUUGUUAAACCUCAACUUGCAGGAGGGCCUUACAUGUGGAGCACUCAGUGGUCUCUUGAUGUUCAGAGGAUUUCUCAGGGCACUCCUCCCCUUGUCGUCAGUUCUGUUAAAUGGCUUGAAGACGAAUUGGAGCUCAAUGCGCUUCGUAAUUCUGAUAGUUCUCGAGGAAUUGGGAAUAAGAAAGUAGCUUCAACCCAGAGAAGUGCUCUUUCAGUUGCCUUGGGUGGUCGAGUUGACGUUUUAGCACUGAACACUAUCUCAGGGGUGAAGGCAACCUAUCUGCUUGCAGUAGCCGUUUUGGAGAUCAUACGUUUUACUAGCAAUGGGGGUAUCCUUAAUGGUGGCUCAAGUGUGUAUCCCUCUCGAAGUGCCUUCAGUUGUGUCUUCGAAUACCUGAAAUCUCCAAACCUCACGCCUGCUGUUUCCCAGUGUUUGACAGCAAUUGUGCAUAGAGCCUUUCAAGCAGCAGUAUCAUGGCUGGAAGAUCGGAUGUCUCUUACUUGGAAAGAUGAUAGUAUUUGGGAAUCGACUAUAAAUGCACAUGCAUGUUUCCUCAUAAAGAAUAUGUCACAGAGAGAUGAACACAUUCGAGACAUCUCGGUGAACCUGUUGAAUCAGAUCAGGGACAAGUUUCCCCAGGUCCUCUGGAGCUCGUCUUGUCUGGAUAGUUUGCUAUUCUCUGUUCAUGACAAUGCACCUUCAAUGGUUGUCAAUGAUCCUGCUUGGACUGUUGCCGUUCGAUCUUUAUACCAUAAAGUUGUUCGAGAAUGGAUCUAUAUAUCACUUUCAUAUGCUCCAUGCACUACGCAGGGUUUGCUUCAGGAAAAACUGUGUGAGGCAAACACAUUGCAGCGAACACAAACUACAACUGACGUGGUUUCUCUUCUAAAUGAAAUGAAGAUCGGAACUGGGAAAAAUGAAAUUUGGCCUGAAACAAAAACAGCAAAUAUUCCAGCUGUGAUGGCUGCAGCGGUUGCAGCGUCUGGGGAAAAUUUAAAAGCUUCUGAAGCCUUUAACUUGGAGAUACUUGGUACUAGUGUCGUUAAUGCAAUGUUGAAGUGCCAGCAUACCGGAAAAAUUGCUGGCUUGGUUAGAUUGGGAAACAGUAUUGGCAGUGACACGUUAAUAAACAGUUCUGUGAGGAGCCUUCAACAAAUCGUUAAUACUUGUAAGAAUGGAGGAGCUAUUGACAAGUCGCAGUUUCGAGAAACUUGUUCUCAUGCAACUGCAGUACUGCUGUCAAAUCUGGCUGGUCAACCUAAAACAGAUAUCAAGGGAUUUUCUCGUUUACUACGUCUCCUUUGUUGGUGUCCAGCUUAUAUAUUAACUCCAGAGGCUAUGGAAACUGGAGUAUUCAUUUGGACCUGGUUGGUUUCUGCUGCUCCGCAAUUGGGAUCUCUUGUUCUUGCCGAACUUGUUGAUGCAUGGACAUGGACAACUGAUUCAAAACGAGGACUAUUUGCAUCUGAUGUGCGAUACUAUGGCCCAGCUGCAAAAUUAAAGCCCCAACUUGCCCCUGGAGAACCAGAAGAUUUAACUGAUAGUGACCAUGUUGAUCAAAUAGUCGCUCACAGACUAUGGCUUGGAUUUUUUAUAGAUCGCUUUGAGGUGGUUCGACAUAAUAGCGUGGAUCAACUCUUGUUGUUUGGUCGGAUGUUACAACGGAAUACAAGUCUUGACUGGUGCUUUACCAACCACCCAGCAGCGACUGGUACAUUUUUCUCCUUGAUGCUCCUUGGACUGAAGUUCUGCUCAUGCCAAAAACAAGGCAACAUUCAUAAAUCUAGACAUGGACAUGAAUUGCUGGAAGAUCGAAUCUACAGGACUUCUUUACGAUGGUUUUCUCGUCAACCAGAGUGGUACAAUGUAAACAUUCUGAAAUUUUGUCAGAGUGAGGCUCAAUCUGUGUCAAUUUUUGUUCAGUUUUUGUUAAACGAGAAAUCAGAGUUUAGCCAAUCUGAUUCCGAAGGAAGAUCAGCUCAAGAAAACGGGAAACUAACUGAAUUGAGUGAUCAGUAUCAUCCUGUUUGGGGUAAAAUGGACAAAUAUGCAGUGGGAAAGGAGAAGAGGAAGCAACUGCUUCUUAUUCUUUUCCAACAUGAAUCUGAUAGGCUAGACGUUUGGGCAGAACCUAUUAGUUCAAAGGAAAGUUCAUAUUCACGGCUAAAAGUAAGCUCUGGGAAAUGGACUGAACAUGCUAAAACUGCCUUUUUAGUGGAUCCAAGGAUUUCUAUAUCAUUGGUAUCAAGAUUUCCAGCAAAUAUUGCUUUGAAAUCCGAAGUCACUCAGCUAGUUCGGGCUCAUAUAGUAGAUCUUCGCACAAUUCCUGAGGCAUUACCAUAUUUUCUCACACCUAAAACUGUUGAAGAGAACUCAGUGCUAUUGCAGCAGCUGCCACACUGGGCUGCUUGUUCAAUUACACAGGCUCUUGAGUUCCUCACUCCUAAUUAUAAGGGCCAUCCACGUGUGAUGGCAUAUGUCCUGCGAGUUUUAGAGUCAUACCCCCCUGAGCGAGUCACUUUCUUCAUGCCACAGUUGGUGCAGUCUCUGCGCUAUGAUGAAGGGAGGCUGGUUGAAGGGUAUCUCCUCAGAGCUGCCCAAAGAAGUGACAUAUUUGCUCAUAUCCUCACUUGGCAUUUGCAGGGCGAGUCUGUUCAGGAAACAGUGAACGAUGGUGCUUUCGAUAAGAAUGCAUCAUUUCAAGCAAUCUUGUCAGAGGUUCGACAGCAUAUCAUUGAUGGUUUUACUCCCAAGGCCUUGGACUUGUUCAAUAGAGAGUUUGACUUCUUCGAAAAGGUUACAUCUAUUUCUGGUGCAUUAUUCCAUCUUCCAAAGGAAGAACGAAGAGCUGGUAUCAGGAGAGAGUUGGAGAAAAUAAAAAUGCAAGGCGAAGACCUUUAUUUGCCUACGGCUCCUAACAAGCUUGUUAAGGGUAUCCAGAUAGACAGUGGCAUACCACUACAAUCAGCUGCCAAAGUCCCUAUCAUGAUAACUUUUAACGUUGUCGAUCGUGAUGGUAACCAUAAUGAUGUGAAACCACAGGCUUGUAUUUUCAAGGUUGGAGAUGAUUGUCGUCAAGAUGUUCUUGCUCUUCAAGUGAUAUCUCUUCUAAGAGACAUAUUUGAAGCGGUUGGUCUUAAUCUUUAUCUGUUUCCAUAUGGAGUACUUCCAACUGGGGCUGGGAGGGGCAUCAUUGAGGUAGUGCCAAAUACACGAAGCAGAAGUCAAAUGGGUGAAUCAACUGAUGGAGGCUUGUAUGAGAUCUUUCAACAGGAGUUUGGACCCGUUGGCUCACCCUCCUUUGAAACAGCACGGAGUAACUUCCUCACCAGCAGUGCUGGUUACGCGGUGGCGAGUCUUUUACUCCAGCCCAAAGACAGACACAACGGCAAUCUCCUCUUCGACAACAUGGGAAGGCUUGUUCACAUUGAUUUUGGUUUCAUCUUUGAAACUUCACCUGGGGGAAACAUGCGUUUUGAGAGCGCACAUUUCAAACUGAGCCACGAGAUGACACAGUUGCUUGAUCCAUCAGGUGAUAUGAAGAGCGAAACUUGGAAUCAGUUUGUAAGCUUGUGUGUUAAAGGUUACUUGGCUGCUCGCGGGUACAUGGAAGGGAUCAUCAGUACAGUGGAGAUGAUGGUGGAAAGUGGAUUGCCUUGCUUCAGCAGAGGAGAUCCAAUUGAGAAACUUCGUAAGAGGUUUCAUCCAGAGAUGAGUGAGCGUGAAGCCGCACACUUCAUGAUCAAUGUCUGUAACGAUGCCUAUAACAAGUGGACCACCUUUGGUUACGACUUGAUACAGUAUCUCCAACAAGGCAUUGAGAAGUAA